CGCAAAGGCUUGUUAUAUACUACUUUAAACUGCACGCCCUCACCACAUUAUUCACGACUAUUAUACUUGAGGCUCGAGUUCGGCUGCUGCGGGCGUGUUUUCCUUGGCUGGACAUCUGGAGGCGCCGAUUUCAGUUCCUGCUGCAUUCUCGAACCCACUGCAGGCCGAGCGUUUCGAGCUCCAAACACAACAUGCUGUCGACGAAGCCUUCUAUCGCCAGGACCAGCGUGAUGGCCCGGAGCCCAGCGCCUGUUCGCCUGGUGGCGGGCUCGCGAGUCACCUGCAGCGCCGCCUCCACACCCACUGCCUGGGACAGCUGGUCGUCCUAUAUCUCCAAGCACCGGGCCGACUCGGCUUCAGCACCCGUGACCAAGGCUGAAAAGGAUUACGGCCGUGACAUUGCGGCGGCCAUCAAGUCUACCGCUGGUGCUUUUAAGCCGAAGUACACCUCAAGCUCGGCUGGCAGCGGUGGCAGCGGCCACUCCGGAAUCGCGGACUUCAAGCUGAGCCACGUGGGCAACGUGAACCUGGCCGAGCUGCGCGACCUGCAUGAGCGCCUGGAGGCCAUCGCCUGCGUGCAGCUCAAGCAGGCACUGGGCAAGCCUGAGUCUGCGGAGCUGGACGCCGCCUCCAUCUCCUUCACCACCACCGACGUGGACGCGGCGCUGUGCGUGUCGGGUGUCACGCUGCAGCAGGGUCUGGAUAAGACGGCGCUGAUUGCGUUCGUGGCCACCGAGACCGAGCGCCAGGCCUCCUGGUCGCGGCUGGAGGGCCUCAUCCUGCACUGGGGCGCGACCGACUCCGCGGGCGGCGCCUGGGGACUGCCGCCGCAGGGCUGGGCCGCCUCGCCCAACAAGGUCACUGACGCGGGCGGUGCCUGGCAGUGCGGCUUUGAGAAGCAGAAUGUCAGCGGUCCUGAGGGGAACGCCGCAGUCUACGUGCUGCUGCUGCAGGUACCGUUGCGCGGCAUCCUCAAGUCGGGCGGCCUGGUGUACGUGCUCAAGGCCACGGCCGGCCAGAACACGCGCUGGCUCAAGGACGAGGCCACCAAGAAGGACUUCUUCCUGGACACCACCCGACUGCCUGUCAUCAAAGUCUAGGUUCAAAUGCUCUGCACCGGGCUUAUUGCUUGUAGGCAGGCAGCUGAGGCAGUUCAAGGCUGCAAGUGUCUGGCUAAAACGGUGUGUGGCAGAGCGACUGUAGGCUAAGGGCAUUCUUCGUUUGUGUUAUUAGACCGUGUGGCACUUGGGUCCACGAUGGUUGAAAUCAUAGGUCCAGGUUGUGAGUAACCGACGUAUGACCACCUACACAGUGCACGGCACAUGUGUAGGUUUCCUUUCAGGUAACAUUGAUUGUCGACAAGCAGUCAUGAUAGUUGGCAAGCGUGGCAUUGGAUAUGCCGACGCAGUACAUGUGGGGCUCCGAGCGCGCCAUGCGGCGCCAUGUUACCGGCAACAGAACGCUCUUGACUCCUGUCUUGCUCUGUCCAUGGCCGUCACCUUGCAUGUAACUUCUUUCGCUA
This is a messenger RNA of Chlamydomonas reinhardtii, 1522 nucleotides long. RefSeq lists its product as uncharacterized. The record is from RefSeq and is a predicted model, not a curated record. The coding region runs from base 192 to 1100 and encodes 302 amino acids. Lineage: Eukaryota; Viridiplantae; Chlorophyta; Chlorophyceae; Chlamydomonadales; Chlamydomonadaceae. The transcript has 11 exons.